AUGCUAUCCAAAGUAGACAAUAUCCUUCGUGUAAUCAAUGCGAUCUUUCUAGUGCUAACAAUGGCAUUUAUUUCAGCACUUUUAAACACACAAAGAAACAACAGUUCAAGAAUUAAUUUCUGUAUGUUUGCUGCUGCCUUUGGUCUAUUAACAGAUUCAUUCUUUGGUGUUGCCUUCAACAUGUUCGAUGCCCUAGCUUCAUGGCCAAUAUUAUUAUUCAUUUUCGAUUUCUUAAAUUUCGUAUUCACAUUCACAGCAGGUACUGUCCUUGCUGUGGCUAUCAGAGCUCAUUCAUGUAAAAACGAACGUUAUGUUAAUAGCAAUUCAAUCACUCAAGGUUCAGAAAAUAGAUGUAGAAUGUCACAAGCUGCAGUUGCAUUCUUUUAUUUCUCAUGUUUCAUAUUUUUAGCUAAAAUGAUCAUGUCAGGAAUUAAUAUGGCUAGUAAUGGGUUGUUUGGAUCUGGUACUUGGGCUGGUUCAAGAAGUAAAAGAAGAACUAAUAGAAGUGGUGCUAAUGAAGUUGGUGUACCAACCAUUUCUCAAGUUUAA
Messenger RNA from Naumovozyma dairenensis CBS 421, 549 nucleotides. RefSeq names its product Nce102p (gene NCE102). Gene Ontology annotation, cellular component: eisosome; plasma membrane. NCBI's taxonomy places the organism in Eukaryota, Fungi, Ascomycota, Saccharomycetes, Saccharomycetales, Saccharomycetaceae. The transcript has a single exon. Bases 1 to 549 code for a protein of 182 amino acids. Gene Ontology annotation, biological process: eisosome assembly; protein localization to plasma membrane. The record is from RefSeq and is a predicted model, not a curated record.